UGUUUUUCUAAGUAUGCAUUUGUUGGGCCUUCAAAGUGGUAUGCAUGGAUAGAUCACAUUUUAUAUUAGUGCAUCCAAGCAUUGAUGUUGAUUCUGUUUUAGUCAAUUUGUUGAUAGCUAUGGGCAUAUUAGUAACCGCAUCCCACGAGAAGCUUCUAAUCUUGCAUAUAUUCCGCUGCAAUCUAUAUUUCACUCUCAAACUUAGAGAGUUGAACAAUCAUGACGUUAAUUGGAAAUAUUUGCAUCUAAUAGUUGUGAUGUUUGUUGUUUCUGGACAUGAUCUACUAUAUACUUCAGGACAGGAAAUAUGUGGUAAUGAAAAGCCGUGUGAUGUACCCAGAAUUUCGUGGUCGAAUGGUCUCAGCAUCCUCUCGAACUAUUUUACGGAGGUCACAGAUUACAGCUUUACUGCUGAUAUGGAGACUGAGCUUGAUAAUGUUUCUGCUGGACUUACUGAAUGGAAAGGUCUUCUCAGAGAUUAUUGGACAAGAUUUAGCUCAUACUGCAGCCAUACUGAAAAUGUCCACAUUCAUCAGGUGGAGAAAAUGUUAGAAAAAAAGUUUGGUGACCAUUUGUUUGGCUCACUCCGUUUCGAGAGUAGGACAUGCCCCAGUUGUAUGGAGGGCACUUUGAUUUUCAAAGUGAGUAGGUAUGGUGCAGGUUACUUCAUCGGCUGUGAUCAACAUCCAAAGUGCAAGUACAUUGCCAAGACAUUGCUUGGAGACGAAGAAGAUGAAGAACCUCCCCAAAAUGUUGGUAACGUGGAGGAGCCAAAAGUAUUAGGUCUUCAUCCAAUUUCCAAGGAAAAGAUUUUGUUGAAGAAAGGUCCUUAUGGAUUCUACAUUCAGCUUGGGGAAGAUAAGAAGGACUAUAUCCCUAAACGAACAUCCUUAUCCCAUAUAAAGGAGGUGGAUGCCAUUACACUGGAAGAGGCUCUAAAGUUAUUGCGCUACCCAUUGACAUUGGGAGACCACCCAAAGGACGGGCAUCCCAUAAUAUUAAAGCUUGCAAAGAAUGGGUUUAAUAUUAGACAUCGACGCACAAUUGCUUCCCUCCCCAAGAACGUAGACCCAGACGAUGUAACUGUGGAGAAAGCAUUGGAGUAUUUGUCAAGUAACGAUGUGAGAAGAAGCGGACGACCCAAGAGGCAACCCAAGGUUGAAGAAGCAGCAGCAGUGGAAGCAACGUAGACGAAUAAGCAGAAGUGCAAACUGCUUUUCACUGAAAUGACCCCAAGGAAAAUGCAAGUUCAGCUGCACAACCCCAGGAACUCGACGAAGGACAAGGGUCGGGCUGUGCAGGUAGUUUUCACUCCCGGACACCAUUUUUUCCAGAGCUGGAGGGGAUUCUUUUGUGGGAUGAAUGAAUGAAUGAGAGUAGAUCAAUUUUGGUUAGACAAAGUUGGAUUAGGUUCUUCUCAUAAGCUGUUUCUUGACCUAAACUUCGGAUAGUUUAUUUUUGUAGUAAUUUUUAUUUUCCCCAAUAAGUUUUCCUGGUAGGA
Molecule: messenger RNA, 1501 nt
Organism: Linum trigynum
Lineage: Eukaryota; Viridiplantae; Streptophyta; Magnoliopsida; Malpighiales; Linaceae
Source: the annotation of a GenBank genome assembly